This is a messenger RNA of Paracoccidioides brasiliensis Pb18, 342 nucleotides long. RefSeq lists its product as uncharacterized. The record is from RefSeq and is a predicted model, not a curated record. The coding region runs from base 1 to 342 and encodes 113 amino acids. The transcript has 3 exons.
AUGGAUUUUGUCAACAAGUUUACCGGCAGGGAGCAGCAGCAGCAGCAGCCGCCAAAGGAAUCAUUAUCAGACAAGAAAGAGGGUGGGGGAUUCUUCUCAGGCAUUGGAGAUAGGAUGAACACCGCUGCGGGUGGUGGCAAAGAGAGCGAGAAAAAUGAAGAUAUGCUUGACAAAGGCAUCGAUUUCGUUCAGGAACACAUACUGGGUCAGGGUCCGCAGAACAACGAGAGCGCGCUCGAACAGGCCAAGGAUGAGAAGAUCUCGGACUUUAUCCGCGGCCAGUAUAAAAGCACUACCGGAAAGGAGCUUCCAAUCAGGGAUAAGGAGACGAGGUUUGGCUGA